ACUGCUGGAGGUUGAUAUCCGCCUGGUCCGAAGGGGAUUAACAAGCACCAGAUCUGGUCAUUUGGCUUUCAGGCCCGUUUGAUAUCUGGUGUGUCAUCGUGGACUUGGAGUCAUACGCUCGUCAGCUCAGUCUUGCCUCACCCGGGUUGUCUUGCUCCUGGGGCUGUCACACGUUCCUCCUCCUCCAGGCAGCGGCGGCAAAACCUCGGACCCAACGAAAUCCAGGCGGGCGUGACUCUGCCAGGAACGGCUGGGCCUAGAAACGCGGCACCACCUCAGCUGAGGAUUGAACCCAGCGUGCUCGCCUCGUUCGAUUUCAGGUCACCGCGUUUGCAUUUUUACCAGCCAGCUUUCGCGACUCCGGCUCGUGUCUCGUGGGCUCGUGGGCUGCGUUUUUCUGUUGUUUUCUGGCCAUUUUUCGGGGUUCCCGAAUUCAGGGCGAAAUGCUCAUCGGCAUCUGCGGCAGCAUAUGUGCUGGGAGAAGCACGGUGGCGCAGUAUCUAGUCAGCCACCAUGGCUUCAAGCGCCUGGAGAUAAGGAAGCCCGCCCAAGAAGGGCAAGACGGACCCUCUGCCGCCAACGGCAGUGGUGAUCAAAAAGCGGCAGCAAAGACGACGGGCCAGCCGCUCAGCUUCUCCGAUGCGGACGAGCUCCUGGACUUUGUCACAAAGCGCUGGCGGGAGCGGUGGGUGACGGUGGUUACGACGGUGGCCGUUCUGGACCUCCUCGCCAGGCGGCCAUUUUUUCUGCUCAUCAGCGUUGACGCUCCGGUCACGACGCGGUGGAAGCGGCUCAGCCAGUGGCUGGAGAAGGAAGGGGGCGGGCGGGCGGACAGGGACCACUUUGCCGACGCGACGGCCGACGCGGCGGCCGACCUGUCCGAGUUCGUGCGGUGGUCGGACGACCAGAUGUACGACGACUCGACGGGCAGCAUGGCGCUCAUGUCGCGGGCGGCGGUGCACAUGCUCAACACGUCGCCCGACGUGGCGCACCUGUACGCGACGCUGGGCAAGGUGGACCUGACCAACGAGGACCGGCUGCGGCCGUCGUGGGACGCCUACUUCAUGUCGCUGGCGUCGCUGGCGGCGCACCGCAGCAACUGCAUGAAGCGCCGGGUCGGCUGCGUCCUGGUGCGCGGCCGCCGCGUCGUCAGCACCGGCUACAACGGCACGCCCCGCGGCCUGCGCAACUGCGGCGAGGGCGGCUGCCCGCGGUGCAAUGAAGGGGCCGGGUCCGGCGUCGGCCUCUCCACCUGCCUGUGCCUGCACGCCGAGGAGAACGCGCUGCUGGAGGCGGGCCGGGACAGGAUUGGGGACGGGAGCGUGCUCUACUGCGACACGUGCCCCUGCCUGACGUGCAGCAUCAAGAUCGCCCAGGUCGGCAUCGGCGAGGUCGUCUACAGCCAGGGCUACAGCAUGGACGGCGACACGGCGGCGGUGCUGCGCGAGGCGGGCGUCAAGCUGCGCCAGUAUGUCCCGCCCGCGAACGGCCUCAUCCACAUGGAGAGGACCGAGCUGUACUGACAGGGACAUUCUGUUGUGUUGUGAUGGGCGGGCAAGUGAAAUAAGCUGUACAACAGGCUGUUAAGCUUGUCCUCGGCCGCCUCGGCUAUGGGCGUCCGUUGCCGCCUCCGCGGUAGCACCGAGGUUAGAGGCAGCAUGAGGCAUGUAGGCUUGUUGCCAUGGCAUUCUUUCAAACAUAGGCACAGCACAGACUCGAUCCUUUCCAGAUGGGGUCGCAUACGCAAGCUACCACGACGUAAUCUUGUCGGGAAUGCGCGAGUUAUGCCCGACGGAGGCAAACCUAGCUCCAAUUCUCCUGCGACCCACUGCGUCUUUUUUCUUGACCCUGAUGUGCCUUGUCACUUGCCCUUGUGCAGCU
Molecule: messenger RNA, 1881 nt
Organism: Gaeumannomyces tritici R3-111a-1
Lineage: Eukaryota; Fungi; Ascomycota; Sordariomycetes; Magnaporthales; Magnaporthaceae
Product: deoxycytidylate deaminase
Exons: 3
Coding region: 444-1523 (359 amino acids)
Molecular function (GO): hydrolase activity; zinc ion binding
Source: RefSeq, a predicted model, not a curated record